UCCUCCAGGUGCUCUGACAUGUUCUCCCUGUGUCAGCGUGGGUUUCCUCCAGGUGCUCCGACAUGUUCUCCCCGUGUCAGCGUGGGUUUCCUCCAGGUGCUCUGACAUGUUCUCCCUGUGUCAGCGUGGGUUUCCUCCAGGUGCUCUGACAUGUUCUCCCCGUGUCAGCGUGGGUUUCCUCCAGGUGCUCUGACAUGUUCUCCCCGUGUCAGCGUGGGUUUCCUCCAGGUGCUCUGACAUGUUCUCCCCGUGUCAGCGUGGGUUUCCUCCAGGUGCUCUGACAUGUUCUCCCCGUGUCAGCGUGGGUUUCCUCCAGGUGCUCUGACAUGUUCUCCCCGUGUCAGCGUGGGUUUCCUCCAGGUGCUCUGACAUGUUCUCCCCGUGUCAGCGUGGGUUUCCUCCAGGUGCUCUGACAUGUUCUCCCUGUGUCAGCGUGGGUUUCCUCCAGGUGCUCUGACAUGUUCUCCCUGUGUCAGCGUGGGUUUCCUCCAGGUGCUCUGACAUGUUCUCCCAGUGUCAGCGUGGGUUUCCUCCAGGUGCUCCCACAUGUUCUCCCCGUGUCAGCGUGGGUUUCCUCCAGGUGCUCUGACAUGUUCUCCCUGUGUCAGUGUGGGUUUCCUCCAGGUGCUCUGACAUGUUCUCCCUGUGUCAGCGUGGGUUUCCUCCAGGUGCUCUGACAUGUUCUCCCUGUGUCAGCGUGGGUUUCCUCCAGGUGCUCUGACAUGUUCUCCCCGUGUCAGCGUGGGUUUCCUCCAGGUGCUCCGACAUGUUCUCCCCGUGUCAGCGUGGGUUUCCUCCAGGUGCUCCGACAUGUUCUCCCUGUGUCAGCGUGGGUUUCCUCCAGGUGCUCCCACAUGUUCUCCCUGUGUCAGCGUGGGUUUCCUCCAGGUGCUCCCACAUGUUCUCCCUGUGUCAGCGUGGGUUUCCUCCAGGUGCUCCCACAUGUUCUCCCUGUGUCAGUGUGGGUUUCCUCCAGGUGCUCCGACAUGUUCUCCCUGUGUCAGCGUGGGUUUCCUCCAGGUGCUCCCACAUGUUCUCCCUGUGUCAGUGUGGGUUUCCUCCAGGUGCUCCCACAUGUUCUCCCUGUGUCAGUGUGGGUUUCCUCCAGGUGCUCUGACAUGUUCUCCCUGUGUCAGCGUGGGUUUCCUCCAGGUGCUCUGACAUGUUCUCCCUGUGUCAGCGUGGGUUUCCUCCAGGUGCUCCCACAUGUUCUCCCUGUGUCAGUGUGGGUUUCCUCCAGGUGCUCCCACAUGUUCUCCCUGUGUCAGUGUGGGUUUCCUCCAGGUGCUCUGACAUGUUCUCCCUGUGUCAGCGUGGGUUUCCUCCAGGUGCUCUGACAUGUUCUCCCUGUGUCAGCGUGGGUUUCCUCCAGGUGCUCUGACAUGUUCUCCCUGUGUCAGUGUGGGUUUCCUCCAGGUGCUCCCACAUGUUCUCCCCGUGUCAGCGUGGGUUUCCUCCAGGUGCUCUGACAUGUUCUCCCUGUGUCAGCGUGGGUUUCCUCCAGGUGCUCUGACAUGUUCUCCCCAUGUCAGCGUGGGUUUCCUCCAGGUGCUCUGACAUGUUCUCCCCGUGUCAGCGUGGGUUUCCUCCAGGUGCUCUGACAUGUUCUCCCCGUGUCAGUGUGGGUUUCCUCCAGGUGCUCCCACAUGUUCUCCCCGUGUCAGCGUGGGUUUCCUCCAGGUGCUCUGACAUGUUCUCCCUGUGUCAGCGUGGGUUUCCUCCAGGUGCUCCCACAUGUUCUCCCCGUGUCAGCGUGGGUUUCCUCCAGGUGCUCUGACAUGUUCUCCCUGUGUCAGCGUGGGUUUCCUCCAGGUGCUCCCACAUGUUCUCCCCGUGUCAGCGUGGGUUUCCUCCAGGUGCUCCGACAUGUUCUCCCUGUGUCAGCGUGGGUUUCCUCCAGAUUGAGAAGUGAUGCAGUGACAGCAGAUGAUGUCUACAGACGCUCUGAAAGAAAAACAAGGAUCUGGGUUUCCUCUGCAAAGCCUACGAGUCGUCUUGGAUCCAGUUCCUGAAAGAGACGGCGGGUUCCCUCAACAGUUUUGGGGUUUGGAUAUCAACAUGGACGGCAUUGAACACUACAUCUGGGAGCGCCGCAUCCACCAUGGGGUCAGGUACCAGAAGAGCGCAGUCCCGUUCCCAGACUCUGUUGAAAUCGGUUUGGAGUUCAACGCGGCCCUGGAGAGGAAGGACAAGUUAGAUAUGUGUCUGCUGACAAACAGCGUGAUGCUGGAGCUUUGUGAAUUUGCCAAAACGGUGACUAGGUCCGAGAUGUAUUUCUUGUUUGAAAUACUGGAGUUCAACUUUGACCUUGGUAUGGACACGGUCGAUGAAUGGCAGUGUUACGACUUAACAAAACGCGUUCACACUAAAAUAAGGAUGCUGAGGGAUCAAAUCAAGUUUAAACCUCAUAGAUGGCUAGAAACUUUUCUACUGCCACCCCUGAGCAUUCCAGUAGCAUCCGCUGGGUCAGAGCAGUCUGAACGCUACUACCCUAAAAGAAACACUGUCGUGGAUAGUUCAGUCCUCACUGGAGGCAGCAAGAACAGCGAGUCUGCAGAACAUCAGGAUAUGGAGAGUAGCACAGCUGCAAUAGUUAUAAAGAAACAAGGAGGAGUCCGAUUAAAAUCAACAGCUGAUGCUUACCCUCACUGUAAAGACCUCGGUGUGACUCUGGUUGUUCGACCAGACAAUGCACCCAAAGAGAAGCUGGACCCAAAUCUGAUAACCAACGGCGUGAUGAUGGAACUACUUGACUUUUCCAGAGUGCUCUGUGGAACCCACACUGGGAUAGUUUGCGACUUGGUCAAGCAAAACUUUGGUUAUGAGUUGGUAAGAACUCUGUUCCGUGUUCAAGUAGCCAGGCUGAUGGAGAGGAAGUACGCCUGCCAAACACCCGAGGACAAGAGCGCUUUCCGAAAGGAGGUUUUUCAAGUCCAGCUGAACAAACGGGAACAGAAGCCUAAAAAGAGAAAAGACCCUGACACAGAUUACCAAGAACUGGAAGAACCAACAAUGGCCAGUAAUAAAAGAGAGAUGCUGAGGCUCGAGGACGAUGAUGCAAAAGACAUCUGUCAGGAGAGCGACCUGUCAUACAUGUGUCCAGUUGAUUUUGAGGCAGAAAUGCAGUCAGGUUCAGAUGCCGAACCAGAGAACGUGAAGUUUGAGAGUUCUAAGCCCGAAACAAAGUUUUCUCUGGAUGUAAAGGAGGAAGAGGAGGAAGUUUUCGUCUCCCCACGGCAGCCUGAAAUGAACGUCCACAACCCUUAUUUGUUUGAGGUAUGUCCAAAGGACACAACUCUAAAAGAAAUCGGGAAUCUGUUUUCUGAAGACAAAAAUGAAGACAUGGAUGUAAAAACAUAUAAACAGAAGCUGUGGAUCAGACGUGCCCCUCGCUCAAAGGAAAUCCUGAAGUCUAGUAGAGUGAACGACAUGUUUGCCCAAUGCAGAGCGAGAGCUUUAGAUUUCAAUAUCGGCUCAGGCAGCAAACAAAAUGUGGAUCUGCAACUUUUCACCAACCAGGUGUUGUAUGAAGUUUAUAAAUUUGCACUUGCAAUGACAAAGAGUUCACGCAAUUUCUUAUUCGAUAUACUGGGCAACAACUUUAACCUUUUCUUCCACAAUGAAGUGCAUCAGCGCAAUUUUACGUCUUACAUGUUUGUGAAAGAAAAGAUCCUCCAGAACCACCCUGACAGAUGGAAAAUGGAGUUCCUCAGCAGCCCCUUUCAUUUACCUGAAGUUUACAACAUGGUUGAUGUGACCAGUGAUUUUCAAACUAGACAGGAAGCUGAGACAGAGCAGCAAACAAACGGGGAUUCACAGCCCUCGGAUUCAAGCCAGCAGGAAGAUAUGGAGCCACAUCCGUUUUGCAAAAAGUUUGGCCUCAACCUUUGGUCAACAGAAGAACGUUUGGCGAGCCAAAAGCUUGAUUUGACGGUCCUGACCUCAGGCGCCGUGCUGGAAAUAUUCGCCUUCAUCAGAGAGCUGUGUGGAUCGCUCAGGGAGCUAGUUAACGACAUCCUCGAGCACAACUUUGAUCUCGAUCUGCAAAGUGGAUUGACAGAGGCCUCACAGGUGAUCCAGAGAUGGUACUCCACCCAGAAGAGCUUGAUGAGAAAGUACACCUCAUCACCAAAGGUAAGCAGAUGGUUUAAAAUGGUUGUCCCACUGAAUGGUCACUUGCUGCUUGAUCCAGAACCACAAACUGCCAACAGCCUGGAGGAUCUGGAUUCAGAAGACUCAAAGCCAGAAAUGGAGGCUUUAGACAGAGAUGAGGAGAUAGAAGAGAAAAAAGUCAUCCGCUAUCACUUCUGCGAAGAAAUCGGAUUGGAUCUUGAUGUCAACUCUAAACCAGGCAAAACAAAACUCGACUUGGGAGUGCUGACGAGAGGAGUCCUCUUGGAGAUGCACCAGUAUGUGGAACGAAACUGCAGCCGAUAUGUUCCCGCUCUGUACGAGAUUCUGGAGUACAACUUUGAUCUGAGCCCUCAGGGCCAUCGGAGGGUGGAGUUCGCCUGGUCCAUCGCGGCGCAGGUCAUCGCCAUCGCAGGUAAAAACGGCAGAAAUGGAGAAUACCUGAACAAAGUGAUAGAGUUGCCUUUCGAGGUGUCCGAGUCCUCGCAGAUCGUCUGCAAAGAGGAGCCGGAGGACGGCUUCGGUGAGCUGGACCUUAACGAUAACAACGACAUUGUGUUUGUCAGAGAACUGAAGCCUGUUGACAUAGAAGUGGAGAUAGAUUAGAGUCGAUAUUCUCUAAUAGAGGGCUGCAGGGGUGACCUUUAUUUGUGGGACAAACCGGAAGUUAGCGUCACCUUGGUUUCCGCAACAAAAAGUCAGUGGAAUUGUUUCUUUGGGUUAUUGCAGAAAAUAAGAUCUGUGAUGAACAAAAGUUUAUGAUACUUGUUUGUUUUGUUCAGCAAGAUAAUCUCCACAAACACCACUAGGAUGAUUGAAGCAGAAAUGCAGUCACAGAAGUACAAAGCUGGUGUUAGACUAUAAACGAACUACACUAGACGUUAGCGUCACCACCACAACAAGGCUGUAAAACUGUAUGAUGAUGUUCUGUGUCUCAUUGGGCCACUUGUUAGCAACCGCCUUUUUGAAGACACAUAAAAGCUUCAAAAUUCGUGAAUGAGGUAUUUACUGAUGAACUUUAUGUUAGAGAACAAAAUGUCAAAGUCUUGUGUUAAUCACCGACCUUUUUUUAGAUAUCUAACCAAAAACACGUUGACUUCAAGACGAGGCAACAGGAGGUGCAGAAACGCUAACUAAUUUUUGUGAUUUAGGACACAUGCAGCACUCUAUUGUUAAUGAGUCAUUUGCUUUGUGAAAUACCAUAAAAUUGUUUCCUAAAACCCAAGAUGACGUCCUCACAUCACUCAUUUAGUGUAAAACCUGAAGACGUUCAGUUUACAGUCACAUGUGACAAAGAGGAGCAGCAAAUAUCGUCAUGUUAGAAGCCACAACUUGUUUAAUAUUUCUGCUUGAAAAAUAUUCAGUUGAAAACAGAUGCCCAUUAUUUGUCUGUCAGUCAAUCAAGUCAUUGCUUCAGCAAUAAAAAACAGCACAAACUACAGCAAUUGAAAGUUGAAUCAACACUAUACAGUAUGUAGCCUUCACAGAGGUUGGAUUUAUUGCAGUUAGGGUUGCCACGGUACGAUAACAGCCUCAGAAGAUAUUGUGGUUUCAUGGUGUCAGUCAGAAUGAGCCUUAAAGGAAAGAAAACAGACGGGUUGUGUUUGGUUGAACAGACGUUUUAUUAUUGUAAUUGAAAGUUGAAAACAGAUUGUUAUGAUGGAAGUUUGUGUAAAACUCUCCCCUUUGGAAAAAAACUCAAAGAAGAGAUUCAGUCUCCAGUUGCAUUUUUUUUCCCAGUAUCAUACGUUAGCAAAUGGACACUGUAGGAUAACCCUCAGUUUUCAUAUCAUGGUGUAGCUCGUUAUCGGUAUAUCGUUGGAACCCUAAUUGCAAUACUGUAUUCAGCUGCGUUGGUUUGAGCCAGAUGAACCUGGUGACACACUGACAGCUGAAUGUGAUCAUCAUGUUUGGACCUUUACUUUUAAUGGUUAAUAUUCUGGAGAGUGUCCACUGGGGCUGGCUUCGUCUCAAACCUCCCAUUGUCUGUGAUCACCUGUGUUGUUUUAAUUCAGCCAAACUCACAAUAUAGUUUUUUCUACUGUACUUUUAUUUUCUGUUUGUGGAACCAGUACAAUAAAGGGAUUUGAUCGCAGCUCGUGAAUGGUAACUGCUGCCAUGCCGGGAUUUGGUUUUACGAUUAGGACUCGACAUCUGACAUCAUCAACAUCAGUGGAGGUUAUUAAAGAAGAACUGCUGUAUGAUGGGAUGUGUCUGACUGAAAUGGACCGAGUGUAUGUUCAAAUGUCCGACCUCACGUGGCGGAGGUAUUGAUGAGGACCAAAGAAAGUCCAGUGUGACGCAGUUUGGACGAGUGUCUCUCGGGAAAUCUGUUGGCAGGAACGUUGAACACCAAACAGUCGGCCCGUUCUACUUUGAAACAGUGGACUAUUGAAUGACCUGUAAACAUACAUGUGGAUGAAACAUGUUUCAGCCUUGGAUUUACAUUUUGUUUUUAUUAUGUUCUGUUGUUGGGAA
Messenger RNA from Epinephelus fuscoguttatus (brown-marbled grouper), 6609 nucleotides. RefSeq lists its product as uncharacterized. The record is from RefSeq and is a predicted model, not a curated record. The coding region runs from base 1927 to 4737 and encodes 936 amino acids. Lineage: Eukaryota; Metazoa; Chordata; Actinopteri; Perciformes; Serranidae. The transcript has 7 exons.